Molecule: messenger RNA, 1763 nt
Organism: Prorocentrum cordatum
Lineage: Eukaryota; Dinophyceae; Prorocentrales; Prorocentraceae
Source: the annotation of a GenBank genome assembly
GCAUCGGCCAUCCUUCUUUGUCACCUUCACCCUUCCCCGUUUGGUCAUCACCCCGUCCCCUUUUCUUGAUCCUCACACACCCGCUCUUCCCUCCCGUCUCUACCAUUUCCCAGUUCAGUCCUCCAUUCGUCCUCCUCUUUUUUCUGGCUCAAGCACAUCAGGGUCAAGAUUUCGUAGCUCCUCGAGAAUCGCGGGUGCGAGAUCCACGCCUGUUUGUCCGGGUUUUAGUGUUUUCGGAUCCUCAGUGAUGGGGACGAAGAAGGAGAAGGUAUCUUGGACCGCUGGUGAGAAACUCAUGGUUUUCAACUUCGUCGCCGGGGGCCUGUGCAUACUGGCGACCGUUGCCCCGCAUCUGCCGUGGAGGUACGCUGUGGCACAGUCCUGUAUGACCCAACGCUUCGCCUUCGACCGCAGUUAUUCCCUGCUGCACAUCGGCGACAACCUCGGCAGGGGCAUGUCGUGGUUCAAGCUCAAAAAGGACGUGUGCCAUGAGAUGCUUGGCUUCAACGGUUUCGAUCCGAAGGUGGCGAUCAUGAAAACGAUGGCACAAGAAAUGGGAACAGGGGGCGCACUGGUCGGAUGCGUCGCGUGGCCUGCCUGUACGCAGGUUGUGAGCCAACGCUGCUCGGCGUACACCGUCAUGGCCAGCGUGGGAGUCAUCUGCGCCCUGUUGCAGCUGGUCUCCGCCAGCGCUGCCUUCGCAUUCCCGGUGAUGCUCACCAAGGAGGCCAAGUUCCUCAAGAAAAACAAACCAAAACUGGACGCCGCAAAGACCCAGACCAUGAUCUGCGGCGUCGUGGCGUUCGUGACUGGUUUCUUGUCUUGGAUCACGUGGACUGUGCUCUCUGACAUGACCUUCAAGGAUCUGGCGUCGAAAUCUGCGUACCCUUACCCGUCCGCCUCUGUCGGGAUCUACUUGGCGGGCUUCGCCAUUUUCCUCUUCUGCAUCGCCUUCUUCCAGUGCCUGAACCGCGUGUACUACUUUGUUGGUGGGAAACCAAGCGAUGAGGACGAGGUCUAUGUACACGAGAACGAGGCUGGGGCCGCCGCGCUCAUGCCCGACGCCGCUCUGUGUCACCCGCACUCUGCGCCCCAGCAGUUUAAGUGAGGGCUGAAGGCAGUCAUGAGGGCUGAAGGCGCGCGCGAGCGCUGGCCCGCGUGAAGAUUCCCUCCUCUUGGCCUUCUCGCGUCUACUCUCUCCCUUUCCUCGUCUCCUCCCUUCCUGGUGGGACCUGGUCGGACCUGGUGGGGGGACCUGGUGGGGACCUGGACCUGGUGGGGGGACCUGGUUGGGACCUGGGCCGUGCUGGGGUCGGACCUGGUGGGAGCACGGCAGGGACAUGGUGGGAACCACGACGCAUGGCGACCGUUUGCGGCUCGAGUUUCCAGCUGCGUCAUGGUCACCGCUUGCUUGUCUCAGUCACUGGUGGCGUCGGACGGUGAUGGUUGCCCUCGCCUCUGAGUCGCAAAAGGUGCAGGAGCAUCGUUUCACACCCAGGUGGAAUCCGUAGAUGGCGAUACCGCUGUGAGUCGGGAUCGUUGAUUACCUCCUUCCCUUGUCCCCCUGCCCACUUUAACUCUAUCCAUCUCGCGCCUGCAUUCAGUUGUCCAUUUUCACGUCUUGCCAGGAGACAGCGUACAGCCUGCCUGAAUCGAGCGUUCUUCCCUGUGCGUUCGAGACGCUUCCAGCUAAUUCGCGCACUGCUUCGAGAGAGGUAUGCUGGAGGUUUUAUUGAAAGUGGUAUUCGUUACUUGAAGGGGCC